AUGGCUCUCUUUCGGAACAAAUUCCAAAUUUUUGGUAUGAAUUCAUUUAAGAAUAAUUUUCAAUAUGGAGAAUUUUUAGAAACAAGACAAAAUUCUUGUGCUCAAUUUGCAAAGAGAGAUUUAAAAUAUUUUUGGAAUAAAAAGCAAAAGUCAGAACCAAUUUCAAAAAGUGACUACAAUUCAAUUAGACCACUUGAUAAUCCCUGUGUACAUUCUUCAAAGUACUGUGAAGAUUUAAAUAAGAAAAAAAAGGAAAAAAUUUGCAAGCCACAUGAAUCGUUUUGGGAUUAUUUAUUCGGGGAACCGAAAUUAAAAUCACUUCCCAAUGAUUGUUCUAAUCGUAAAUCGGAAUAUAUAUGCGACAAAAAAUUAAAUGAAGAAGCAGAUCCGAGAUUAACUGAUCCUCGUUAUACAAAGAAAGAUAUUCAUUUAUUUAGCGAACAUAAAAGACAAUUGUCGAAUAUUUGCACUGAACGCGAACCCCAACCCAAACCACCUCCACCUUAUAAAAUUCCCACAGCAGUUUUAAGUUCAAGAAUUGCGACUGCAAUUGGAGGUCACACUUGUGUUCAUAUUCCACUGCCAUCGAAGGGAGAUAAUUGUAAAAUAAAGUGCACUGAACCAGAACCGUUUUGGAUUCCUUAUAUGGAAUUUCGACCUAAGGAACGUUUGAGAAAUCCUUUUACAUGCGAAGGUGGAAAAAAAGUUGAAGACGUCCUGCGUCCAAUUAAUAAAAAUUUCUAUCCCAGUGGAAUGCCAUCAUUUAGUACGAAAAAUAUUGAACCUGACGCUGAGAAGCCAAAAAAAUUUUCACCAUGUCCUUCGAGUUCAGAGGACGAAAGUUUCGCCAACACUUGUAAGGGACGUAAAAAAUUAUCAAGGACGGAGAGAUUAAAAAUUCUCACUUCCGGAAGAGAGGGAGUGUACAAACCAAUUAAAUAA
Messenger RNA from Leptopilina heterotoma, 942 nucleotides. RefSeq lists its product as uncharacterized. Bases 1 to 942 code for a protein of 313 amino acids. NCBI's taxonomy places the organism in Eukaryota, Metazoa, Arthropoda, Insecta, Hymenoptera, Figitidae. The transcript has 5 exons. The record is from RefSeq and is a predicted model, not a curated record.